This is a messenger RNA of Suillus fuscotomentosus, 1984 nucleotides long. RefSeq lists its product as uncharacterized. The record is from RefSeq and is a predicted model, not a curated record. Bases 90 to 1892 code for a protein of 600 amino acids. The transcript is spliced from 4 exons. Lineage: Eukaryota; Fungi; Basidiomycota; Agaricomycetes; Boletales; Suillaceae.
CUUGUUCAUCUUUCUUCUGUUUGGGGCAUCCUUCAUUGCUCCGGCAGCUGGUACAUUCUCUACUUGUUGUACUUACAUACUCUAUUUUCAUGACCGACCUAUACUCAUCCCUCGGAGUCUCGCCCAGAAAGAAACGUCAACUCAUUAGUUCAGAUGACGAGACCACUUUCACUCCGAAGAAGCUUCGAACUGCGCCACCUACACCACCCUCUUCUGCGCAUAAGGGCAGCAAACCAAAUCACACGUCCUUGCCACAUCACCUUUCACGACUCAACACAAUUCAAACAGCCCUGCAGCAUGCAUUAUCACAUGCAUUGGCAACAUGCGCUGUGUCUCCAUCCUCUGACACGGGCAUAGUGCGAAACGUGCUCAAUCAUAUGUCCAUCAUGACUUAUUCUGGGCUCACAACCAAAUUCGACACCGAUGAUCUUAAGCGACUUUGCUGGGUAUGGGAGUGGGAUGCAAAGUCGCUUCCUGACCUUACAAGUAAACACAAGGCAAUCGAUGAUGAGAACCCCUUCUUAGAUAGCCCUGCACAGCCUCCUGCCAAAGACUGGACGCGAGGCGCGAUGGGAUUGGUCAUCAGCCCAACUACCCAUUAUUCCAAGAGCGCGGGCAAACGCGUACCUGUAUACGGUAUUGGUAUCGAGGUUGAAAUCGAUAUUGACAAAGAUAUGGGGGGUGGGAUGGCUGCAGUAGCUCGAUGGACCGCCGAUGCAGAAAAGCGGCGAACUGAGUUUCGAAAUAAACUUGAGCGCUGGGUCAAGCUUCACCCUGAUGUCCCGAAUGUGCCAAAUGUCCCUUUGGCAGAUAUCUCAGAGCUUGUCACUGCAGUCAAGGCGUCCUCGCUGACUCGAGUGCUUGCUUCUGCCUCGCCUAAGGGUGCCUCAAUUCUUAAGAAUAUGGUUCCGUCCAGUCCAAAUUCACCGGUGAAGUCGCCUGUGAAGCGUUCAACCGCCGCACAUGAGUUUACGGUCCCCUUUCCUGCGAUCAGUCCUUCAAAGUCAGCACUUGCAUCAUCAUCGAAAUCUUCCAUCGCAUUUCCUCAGACACCAUCAUCGCGCCAGAGGCGCGCAGAUCUUUUGAUCGGCCUUCUAACCCCAAAGACUCCUGCACGUCAUAGAUGCGAGAGCGAUGCAUCGGACUCUCUGCCUAUGACACCUGUCCAUCAACGCGGUGCCAACGCGGAGACUGCACCAUCAACUCCGAGUACAUCUCGUCGUCAAGCUUUGUAUGAUCGAAUUCGUCAGAAGUCUGUUACCACCAGUCCAACCAAAGCAAAGAGCGCGGAAGUUGUGGGAGGAAAGCUCUCUAGAGAGCAAAUCCAGAAAAUGGGUCAGGAAGAGAUUCGACGGCGCUGCCUACUCGGUCGCCUGGGUGGUGUCGCCGAGAGUGCCUGGAUGCUUUUCUCGGCUCCUGUCGGUCCGACUUCCACGCCAACUAUUCGCAAACGUAAAGUUCUUCCGACCUCUGAGGUCGCGGCUGCGAUCAUUAAAUCUUCCCCUGUGCCGAUGUCAACUCUAGAAGCAAAUGAAUCACUAAGACUACUCACGAGCCUCUGUCCAUUCUUUCUGCGACCUCUGGAAAUCGCCGGCAAAGAAUGGCUUGAGAUGCCAUCCACGUCAUCGGUGCAGGACUCUGACACUAGCACUGUCGACAAGUCGGUACCUCCUAGUCCAACCAAGAAGUCCACUGGCAGCAAACUCGUCCCACCACCCAGUCCAGGUACUCGUUAUACUUCUACUAUAGGUCCACCGCCCAGUCCCGGCUCUCGUGCGAAAUUCGACAGCGCCGAAAUACUCACCCGGAGUCCCAGGCGAGUUAAGCGUGAAAUAGGCGGCCUCAGAGAAGUGAGGGAAAUUAUUCGGAGAGAGCUGGAGCUGCAGGAUUAGCUCCAGAUCAGUGCUCAUCUUAACUCUAUUUCUAACUUUAUCAGUGCGAUACCUCCCCUCCACAUCCAUAUCAUUGCUUGUCUACCAUCACU